AUGGGUGCUGGGGGCUCGAAACCCGAAGCUUCGGCUGGGUCUAAACAUAUUUUCGCCAGCGAAACGCCGGUCCAAUUCUCUGCCAACUUAGUUGAGGCUCUACAAUCUAGCAAAGAGACCGACUCAUCCCGGGCCAAAUCUCUCGAAUUACACAUCCAAGCGCGCGUCGCCGAAGAACUAGAACGCCUACGACAACGUGAAAAACAAACCCUCGAAGAAAUCGAAAAGCGCCUUGCUGCCGAACUACCCGAACGAAAAGUCUCUGGAUUAACAGGUGCAUCAUUGUCCACAUCGUUUGCGGCGCCGGCCGGAUCUUUGGACCUGGAUGCUCCGCGAAUCCCAUUUGCAGGACGAGAAUUCGAUGCGCCUUUAUUCCCUAUUGAUCCUGCCACCGUCACUCCACCUGCCGCCUCAUCGCAGCAGCAGACACCCGCCGUCGUCGACCCAUCGCGCGAAGCUGUGCUGAAGGAUAUUGAGCGUUUGCGCACGAAGCUCGAAUCGAGGAAGAAACUGUCCGCGCUUGAUGAGAAUGUUGAGCGCGCUAAGACUGAUGUUGUUAAUUGUCUGAGGAUAAACGAUCGACGACCUCUGGAUUGCUGGAAGGAGGUUGACUCGUUCAAGCAGGAGGUCGCGAAACUGGAGCGGGCUUUUGUGGAUAAGGUUGUUGGGUGA
Talaromyces marneffei is the source of this 672-nucleotide messenger RNA. RefSeq lists its product as uncharacterized. Lineage: Eukaryota; Fungi; Ascomycota; Eurotiomycetes; Eurotiales; Trichocomaceae. The record is from RefSeq and is a predicted model, not a curated record. The transcript has 3 exons. Bases 1 to 672 code for a protein of 223 amino acids.